Molecule: messenger RNA, 708 nt
Organism: Bombyx mandarina (wild silkworm)
Lineage: Eukaryota; Metazoa; Arthropoda; Insecta; Lepidoptera; Bombycidae
Source: RefSeq, a predicted model, not a curated record
AUGUGUUCCACCUCUUUUUGUCCCACAUGCCCACCAAUAUUACCAUGUGGGCUAGGACCGUGUUGCUUCUCGUGUCCACCACCUACUCCCUGCUGCCAGCCCUGUUGCCCUCCACCACUACCGUGUACACCUUAUCCUCCAUGUAACUGCAAACCAAUAUGUAGGCCGAGUCCAGCUCCUCUUUUGCCAGAUAUAAUGCCUCCAAUAGUCCCGGUUUUACCGUGUUGCAAGCCACGUCGCGAUCCUCCCAGUGAACCUCCCCCACCUUGCCCGCAAAAACCUGCCUAUUGUCCACCAGUUUUGCCUUGCUGUCCACCACCUCAGCCGUGUGACCCACCUCCAAUGAAACGAUGUCCCGAGCCAAUAAGAUGCUACUAUCCCGUUUUGCCGUGCUGCAAUCCACAGUGCCCUACGCCAGCUCUUCCCAAGCAACGACCUAUUUGUCCAAGGCCGCCCCCCGCUACAUUUCCUUGCGUUCCUGUAUCUCGCCGAUGCUGCCCAGACUGCGAAAUCGAUCCGAUAACUGUUCGCAGACCCCUAAUAGUUCAUAAUGGCGUAUUGCAAAAGAAGCCCGCACCUACUCCUAUGAGCCCAGGAGGCGCGUACGCUGUGGAUGUCCCUUUGAGGUAGUGAGAAGCUUCGAAAUGAGAGAAACUUAGAAUGUGGAUGAAAUUUCGUUACGUCUAUUUUUAUUUAAUAAAAACGUUU